This is a messenger RNA of Aspergillus neoniger CBS 115656, 846 nucleotides long. RefSeq names its product SDR family NAD(P)-dependent oxidoreductase. Bases 26 to 793 code for a protein of 255 amino acids. The transcript is spliced from 2 exons. The record is from RefSeq and is a predicted model, not a curated record. Gene Ontology annotation, molecular function: oxidoreductase activity. Lineage: Eukaryota; Fungi; Ascomycota; Eurotiomycetes; Eurotiales; Aspergillaceae.
CACACACAAUCUGAAGAAACCCAUCAUGUCUCUCGAAGGAAAAGUUGCGAUUGUCACUGGCGGAGCGCGCGGAAUCGGCGCCGGCAUCGUCCGCAGUUUGAGUGAACAGGGUGCAAAGGUGGCAUUCAACUACGUCUCCCCAUCUUCGCGCGAAGCUGCAAAUGCGCUUAUCGAAUCGCUCCGACAAGACAACCAUGAAGCCGUUGCAGUUCAAGCCGACAUCACCGACCCAAAGGCCCCGAAGAUGAUCAUACAAGCAGCUCUUGAUGCUUUCCAGACAGACCGAAUUGAUAUCCUUGUGAACAACGCUGGCGCGGGUGACAACCGGCCGCUGGAAGAAGUUACCAUGGAAAGCUACAUGCACCUGAUGGACGUCAACGUGCGAGCGGUGGUCUUCAUGACACAGGCUAUACUUCCAUACAUACCCCGCGGCGGUCGAAUUAUCAAUUUGUCGUCUAUAUCUUCUAGGGGCGGUUAUGCCACCCAGUCUGUGUAUGCAGCCAGUAAAGCAGCAGUGGAGGGUCUCACACGGGUGUGGGCAACAGAACUUGGUCAUAAAUACGGAGUAACCGUGAAUGCGGUCAAUCCCGGCCCUGUUGAUACAGAUAUGUAUCAGGCAGCUGGAGAAGUGCAUUUGAAGCGGAUGGAGGAGCAGAACAAGAAGGUCCCGGCUGGGCAGCGAUGUGGAACCGUGCGAGAUAUCGGGGACAUUGUGUCGUUCUUGGCUGAAGAGAGGUCCCGAUGGGUGACGGGAGAUGUGAUAUGCGCUAAUGGUGGGAUGUUGUAUAUUUAAACAGAGGCUUAUUUACUCAGACAGAGAACUAAUAGACUUGGCUAUUGAUUAUG